Molecule: messenger RNA, 1344 nt
Organism: Impatiens glandulifera
Lineage: Eukaryota; Viridiplantae; Streptophyta; Magnoliopsida; Ericales; Balsaminaceae
Exons: 12
Coding region: 55-1215 (386 amino acids)
Cellular component (GO): cytoplasm; nucleus
Molecular function (GO): ATP hydrolysis activity; nicotinamide-nucleotide adenylyltransferase activity
Source: RefSeq, a predicted model, not a curated record
UGAUAAACUCGUUAACAUAAACGACUAUGGCAAAGAGUAGUGUAUGAUCGGACGAUGACGGACAGGGGAAUCCGUGCUGUUAUUGAAGCGAUUCAUUCCAGUCCGACUCAGAUUGUCCUCUAUCUCUCCGGCGGAGCUUCUCAGAUAGUGGGAUGGCUGUUAUCAGUUCCCGGAGCCUCAAACACAGUGCUUGAAGUCGUUGUUCCUUAUUCUAGAAUGUCCUUGAUCCAAUUGCUUGGCAAGGUUCCUUCACAGUUUACUAACCGCCAGAUGGCUGAGGAAAUGGCAUUAAUGGCAUAUAACCGUGCUCUUAAGCUCUCAAGGCCAGGAUCCCCAGUUCUAGGUGUUGGAUUUACAGGUUCUUUGGCUACAUCAUAUGCAAAACAUGGAGAUCAUAGGUUCCAUAUUGCAACAAGAACUGCUGAUCGACUUCUCAUGUCCUCGGUUACUUUGUGCAAGGGUUUGCGUAAUCGAGAGCAAGAAGAUACAAUUUCAAGUCAAGUUUUGCUGAAGAUGCUUGCAAAUGCUAGCAAAAUUUCAGCAACAUUUAGCCCAGGAUUGACUGAAUCUGAAGUUCCUGAAGAAUGCGAGAAGCACUUCGAUGAGGAUCAAGAAUUAGAACAACUUAUACGCGGGGAUAUAUGCUUUAAAAUUUAUACAUUUUCAAAUGAUAUACACAGCUCUACUACUGAAAGAAAAAUAAUUCUUCCUGGUUCAUUUAAUCCCUUGCAUGAAGGUCAUGUAAAGCUCCUUGAAGUCGCUACUAGCAUAUGUGGUGAUGGGCAUCCAUGCUUUGAAUUAUCAGCGAUAAAUGCUGACAAGCCUCCACUUACCGUGUCUCAAAUUAAAGAACGGGUAAAACAGUUCGAAAAAUUUGGCAAGUCUGUGAUCAUCUCCAAUCAACCUUACUUCUACAAGAAAGCAGAGGUUUUUCCUGGAAGUGCUUUUGUAAUUGGCGCGGACACAAUGGCAAGGCUCAUCGAUACUAAGUACUACGGCGGAGAUUAUGAAAGGAUGUUCGAAGUACUUUCAGGGUGCAAAAGAACAGGCUGUAUCUUCCUUGUAGGUGGUCGAAAUGUAGAUGGUGUUUUUAAGGUUCUAGAAGAUUUCGAUAUACCAGAAGAGUUGAAAGACAUAUUCAUCUCUAUACCAGCAGAGAGUUUUCGAUUGGAUAUAUCAUCAACUGAAAUCAGGAGAAGGGAAUUAAAAUUGUAAAAUCAUCAGAAUUUGAAAACUUGUUUUCCUGAAUAAAAAUCUAUUGCAAAACAACCCAUUUUGUGGAAAAGUUGUUGGAAAUUUAUAUUUCAUAACAGAAAUGAGAGAAAAGCACAACUCUAUUUGAUU